CCUAGGAUGGAAACGCGAGAGUUCCUCGCUGCGCAGUCUCCGGUACGGGGCGCGAGCGGGGACAAAUUCACUCCGUUCCCCGCUCUCUGUCUAGGGGUUGAGCUGGGCAGGGGGCGUGCUGAGGAUGGAGGACAAGCCCUACGGCAGCCUCAAGCCCUCUCUGGACAGGCUCACCCUGGGGGUCAUCCGGAUACUAGAAGCUUCUCCAGGAGUCGAUGAGGUGACAUUUGUGGAAAAGGAGCCAGCUGAACGUCACUCUAUUGUUUCCUGGGAGCAGAAAAACUCCUGUGUAUUGCCAGAGGAUUUAAAGAAUUUCUACCUAAUGAGUGAUGGCUUCCACAUGACCUGGAGUGUUAAGUUUGAUGAUAACCCCAUGCCACUGGGCUCCAUGGUGAUUAACAGCAUCUCUAAGCUAAGUCGCCUUGGUGGAUCGUCGGCGUACGCUCUACCCAAUGCACCAACUCUCGCUGACCUGGAAGAUGAUAUGGAUGAGGAAGGUAAUGAAGACCAGCCAGAAAAGCCUCACUUUGACUCUCGUAGCCUGAUAUUUGAAUUAGACCCAUGCAAUGGGAACGGGAAAGUUUGCCUUGUUUAUAAGCACACCAAACCAGUUGUCACCCCAGACACUGAGAUAUGGUUUCUGGACAGAGCUCUGUACUGGCAUUUCCUCACCGACACCUUCACUGCCUACUACCGACUGCUGAUCACCCACCUGGGUCUCCCGCAAUGGCAGUAUGCCUUUACGAGCUACGGUGUCAGCCCUCAGGCUAAGCAAUGGUUUAACAUGUACAAGCCCAUCACCAUCAACACAGCUCUACUCUCGGAAGAACCUGACUCCUUUGUGAACAAACUGGACCCCAACAAGGUAUUUAAAAGCAAGAACAAAACUCCGGUGAUCAAAAAGAAAUUGCCAUCCCAGCCAGGAGGCUCUCAGAAAAGCCACGCAAGCACGGCCUCCUCCAAGACCCUUUCCCUAUCCGGGAACUCCCUGAGGAAACGAGAACCCCAAACCUGACUCUGGAAAGCAGUUUCAUUCCAGACUGUUAAAAACCCACUGUGGUGUCUCUUAGGUUUGGAUCAAACCAUUCCUCAUGCAUGAAUAGACUUCCCAGUGCAAGCUGUGUUGCAACAUUUGCAUGAAAUAUAAUAAUUUAAUUUAUGGGAGAUAUGUCUGGAAAGUCAAAAAGCCGCAGGUCCUGGAGAGAUGGUGGUUAAUUCCUUUCUAUUCCGAUGGGCAAAUACUUCUGUGUGGAUAAAAAUGCCGCUGAGCUGGGUGGAGUGUGUUACUACGGAUAAAGUGCAGCAAUGGACUCAAGUCAAAUCAAUCUCUACCAUUUUCAUAUACAUCUUAUUAAAUACAACAUACAUACACAGAUAUUUCCCCGUGUCCUUUUUUGAAGGAAAAAAGCAUGCAGUGAUCAUUGCAUAUAAUGAGAGCAGGGUCAAACCCACUGAAGUUGGUGUUGUAGUCAAGGGGAGCAUUAAGGGAGCAGGACUGGGCCCCGUGGUUGUAGCCCAAUGAUGUGUAAGGGCUUCAUGCUGGCCACCCACAAAUCCCAUUGAGUGUUCAGCCCGGGAUCAGGCUCUGAAGUAUUUGUGCCGACUGCAUGUUAAACAGAAAUGACCUUCUGCUAAAGACCACACCUGAUGUUGUGCGCACUUGGCAAGAGCUGGCCAGGCCAGAGCAGUGCAAAGGUGCCAAGUCAUCUAAUAUGGCGAGCAGGUGGACUAGCCAAGGACAGUGCUGUGAAACCAUUAUGCACAUCCAGCAGCAUCUAGGAAACUCUCUUACAAAGAAAUCCCUUUUUUCCCAGGCCAGUGCUGCUCUCCUCAUAAGGCCCCUGGCUCCAGGUUAACAAUCUGCCCUGGAACAACGUGGGAUUCCCUAUCACCGUAGCUGUCUGUGCUUGGUGCUGAGCGCCUCUUUAACUCCUGCAGAUCUCAGUAGGCAGGGAAGGUGCUCAGCAACUUUCAGGAUCAGGCAUCUCAGGACUGGGCUCUAUAAAAGCCUAACUGUGGGUCCCAGCCCAUCAGUAGGUCUUGGAAAGGUUGCAGAGGGGUCAGGGACUCAGAGCAGAGGGGUUCUCCAGGGAAUGGGUGGGUGGGUUGGAGAGCAAGCCUGCACCACACUAACCCUGGAACAGCGUCUCCUGUCCACAGGGCUGGGACUCUGGAGCUGGGAGCCGGGCACAGCUCCGCAGGACAAGAGUCGCUGCUGCAGGGUCACUCUCCAACAUACAGACAUCGGGGCUCCACUACACAUUAGGGCAGGACUAGAGUUCUGGUGCUGGGUCAAUGAGUGCUGCUGCAGGUGCCAGGGCCGAGGAGGAGGUGGUGGCGGCAGCAGCAGCAGAGGAGGCCUGUGAUUUUUGGGGACCCAUCCCACACCCAAAUUUGCAAAACAAGACACAAUACAGUGGGUGGGACUCCUUAGUAAAAUGUUUCAGAACCACUGUCCUAACACAGUGAAGCCCAGCCUCCCCUGGUCUAAACAAGAGCUGCUCCGAACAGAGAAAGCAACCUUCGCUGCCAAUUUGGGACCAAACGAAACCCAACCAUUUUCCUCUUCUCUUUUGCACUGUCUGUUCUGAGACGCCUUGAAUGGAGGAGACUGGAGCCCCAAGUCCAGUGCA
Gopherus evgoodei (Goodes thornscrub tortoise) is the source of this 2633-nucleotide messenger RNA. It is a transcript of the gene TPGS2, whose product is annotated as tubulin polyglutamylase complex subunit 2. Bases 125 to 1015 code for a protein of 296 amino acids. The record is from RefSeq and is a predicted model, not a curated record. The transcript is spliced from 7 exons. NCBI's taxonomy places the organism in Eukaryota, Metazoa, Chordata, Testudines, Testudinidae. Gene Ontology annotation, biological process: protein polyglutamylation.